Molecule: messenger RNA, 545 nt
Organism: Anguilla anguilla (European eel)
Lineage: Eukaryota; Metazoa; Chordata; Actinopteri; Anguilliformes; Anguillidae
Gene: rpl29
Product: ribosomal protein L29
Exons: 4
Coding region: 121-348 (75 amino acids)
Biological process (GO): cytoplasmic translation
Cellular component (GO): cytosolic large ribosomal subunit; ribosome
Molecular function (GO): structural constituent of ribosome
Source: RefSeq, a predicted model, not a curated record
GAAAAAACUUGGGGUGAAGAAGAAGUAAUUCUCUAUGGUUGAUAUUUCCUGUCGUGCAAAGCGCUCGCUCUUUCUCUUCCGGUUGUGUCUCCGUACGUGUGGAAGCACCGCUGAACCAAAAUGGCAAAGUCGAAGAACCACACCACCCACAACCAAUCACGCAAAGCCCACAGAAAUGGAAUCAAGAAACCACGGUCCGACCGCUACGAGUCCCUGAAGGGAGUUGACCCCAAAUUCUUGAGGAACAUGCGCUUUGCCAAGAAGCACAACAAGAAGGGGCUGAAGAAGGCGAUGGCAGCAAAGGCGGUGGCAGCAAAGGCGGUGGCAGCACAGGCGGCUCCCAAAUAAACAGUGGCAGCCGUUGGAAUGUCACAGAAGUACCACCUCUGUCACCAUACUGCAUAUGGACUUUAUCAACUCACGCAAGUUUCGUACUUGAAUAAAGCCAUGACUUGUUGAAUGGAACCUGGGAUUGUUUUUUCAAGUUUGUAAAUCACAGGGCUGUUUUGGUAACUUUGGUCAUAAAAUAUGCAUUUUACACCCUU